GCUUUCUUCGUCGUUUGGGAAUUCCCUCGAACAAACGAACUUAUAAGGUGCAUGAAUUGACGCUUUUUGCAUCUUGUUUCAGAGUUCUGUUCACGAGAGAGCUGUUUUUCGUAACUUUAUAUAUUCUCUAUAGUAGUUUGGUAAUUUCUAGUCCAAUUUAACAAUGGAAAGCAGUGGAAAUACAUGGGAAUCGCAAGGCGGAAAAGUGAAACCACGUACUUUCAAAAACCAACAUGAAGACUUCGAUUCUUCUGAUCGAGUUGACUCGGGCUUCGGCGACAGCUUACCCAGUAUGCCAUCGGAUAGAAGCGAUACGAACAGUUAUUCUAUUGAUGACAUAUCGCGAGAUCAGAAAUGCGUCGAUUCUACGGAUUGCAUACUGCAAAAAACCAAAAACCUGAAAAUUAGUGAGCCCAAAAUAUGCAAAUCUAUUGACGAUGGAUAUGCCUCUAUUCUCUCUGAAAGGAGCGUAGAAUUACCUAGUUUACCCUCAACUAACAAAGGACAAGCUAUGGACCAUCCUUUCCAGCACCAAUAUGUUUCGGUUUACGAUUGCAUGCGAUGUUUUGCUCAAACGCAAGAUUUCAGAUACGUGCUGGCGCCAUUUUGGCCUACGUUGUUACAUCGCAACGAUGAAGGAGACACGUACGUAUUUUUAAAUUUAAACGUUUUAAAUGAAGUUUAAGAGCCUAAAUACUUUGGAUAUUAAAUAAUCUAAAGAACACACAUGUUUUAGGGCGAAUUUGGGCAAAAAAUAUUGCAACGUAGCAAUAAAAUGACUCGACAAAUAUAAAACCGAAAGGAAAAAUGCAAAGGGAAUGUCCCUGACUUUGCUGGGGGUCUGGCGUCUUUGAAUUUUCUGUAAAACAUUUUUGUCAUGUGAUUGCGGUAUUUAUUCAACUAUUUUUAUGUAUAUACAUUUAAUAUUCCUUUUUAAGAGUUAUUAAGACGAUUUUGAGUUUUAAAAGGUGAUUUUUAAAAACUUGGAAAGAAUCGGAACAACAUUCCAAGAAAUUAAUGAGCCAAUCCUUUGAAUCAUUGAACAAUAAUCCACUUCCUUGACAUCUGAAACUGAGGCUCGUUAUCAUCCGGUUCGUGACGGCAUCAGCUCAUAAGUAUUUUUGUCUUGUGAUGUCUUAGAAUUGAUCAAAAUAGAAUCUAUUUCAUACGGUACAUACACAAAAUCGAUAUUUUCCGCAAAAUGUUCCCAAAAAUGUGUUGCCCACAAAUGUCGUAUUUAUUGCCAUGGAAACGUAUAAGAUAUAAAAUAAUCUGAAAUAUUUUUUUACCAUUUUUAUUCUAGGUCUUUACAUUUGGCAAUCAUUAACUGCAAUGAACAAGCCAUCCAGCAGAUUAUUGAUGUACUUCCAAGACCCGAAUACUUUGAUGUUUAUAACAAUAUCACUCAAACCCCGCUGCAUUUGGCCGCAAUAACAAGACAGCAUAAAAUUGUAGGCAAGCUUAUCGACCGAGGAGCUAGCGUUGAUUUGGUCGAUAGAAAUGGACAAACAUGCGUACAUCUUGCAUGUCAUCGGGGAGACCUCAAGACCCUUGCAGAAAUUUUUAAACCAAGGUCAGGAAGACGAGAACUACAUGAAAAAUUGCAGGAAAUUUUGGAGACAAGAAACUUUGAUGGUAAGAUUUCGCUUUUCUGUUUCACAUGAAACUUUCAAGGUUAUAGAUUAGUUCGGCAACUUACAUCUUUAAAUGCAAACAGUAAAUUAUAAUACAUUUUUUUACAUUUUAGGUCUGACGCCUCUCUGUGUUGCUGUGAAAGCAAGGCAUAUUGAAAUUGUGAAAGAAUUAAUCACACUUGGUGCUGAUGCAAAUGCUGCUGUAAGUUAGUUUGUAACUAAUUUUCUUUUGGAUGACUUGUUUCUUUCCCCGCUAUUUCCCCAGAGGUCCAGUAUUUAAACGUCAUCCCUUAUUGGUCCAAUGUCACAACAUGCAAAUACCACAUAAACCCAAUAAAUUUUGAAUGUUUACGCUAUCACUAAUCCACAAUAACUUUUUUACAGGACAGCAAAAGCGGGAACACUGCUCUACAUCUGGCUGUCGAAGACAAUAACCUUGUAAUGGUGUCCUGUUUAUUGUUCAAAGGCAAUGCCGACCCUAAUGCAAUGUCGUAUUCUAGUAACACCCCUUUGCAUAUUGCGGCAGGUUUGGGACUCGAUACCAUUGUCGCAACGCUAAUUGCCAUGGGGGCAAGUGGUUCGAUAGAAAACUUAGAAGGAGAUACAGCAUUUAGGAUUGCAAGCGAAAGUGAUGAGGAUUUGUUUGAUAAAGAUGUCCCAGAUCAGGAUGUCUUAGACGAGGAUUGCUCAGACCACGACGUCGAUCAUGAAGAAAUGGAAAAUUAAUUGUUUCAUGUUUGUCUUUGAUCACUGACAGUAAUUUGGACAAAUAAUUUGGUCUAAUUUUGUGUGUAUAUUGUUUACUUUUGGUGGGCCACUCUGCACCUGGAAAUGACUGAUAGUGGCUACAGCAGUAAACAUGUGUGCCUUGUUUUAGCAAAGAGUCGUCGUGGAAAUGUUUGUUAUAGUUUUUUUCACUGUUAAAUUGAAUUACAGCAGCGGAAUGAGUAAUUGUUAUCAAUGUUUGAUAUUUGUUGUGCAUUACUGAAUUAGACAUAAAUUAUAUAUUCUUACUAGUAAUUGAAGACUGUUUUGCAAUAAGUUUGGGUAUAUCUAUUACAAUAUUUGAUCAUUAUAGUUAUAACUAUUCACUAUAUUGAUUGAAUUUAAUUGGGAUUAAAUUUAUUAAAACAAAUGCCAUUUUGCACCCAAUUGAGGCAAAUUAAUAAAUCAAUUGCAUCCAGUAAAUUAUACCAGGCUAAGAUUUCCUUGCAGACCUUGGUCUAACAGGACUUCUGCGCUCUGCCGAUGCUGAACUUGUACAGAUUUCAGCUUUGAAUACUUUGAUUCUGAUACGUUUAGUUAGCUUAGGGCUUAGAAAAUUUAUUUAGCAUUACUGUGGAAAUGGUACUGCAGAAGAUCAGAAGAGGUAUAAUAUACCAUGUCGCUUGCAAUUUUUAAUGUAAAUAAGUUAUUAUAUAUAUAUGAAAAAAUAAAAAUUUGCAAUUGUGUGAUUGUGUGCAACUUUCCAAAAUUGAUAUUGUAUAGUAUACUGUUAGCUAGCGAAAAAUGGUCAAAUUCUUCAAUAAUCCUAACUGACAUGAAUAAUAUCUGGGGUUUUUAUCAGAUAAACAUGGGUACGUAACAAUUUCCUUUGCUUUUCCAACAUGAAUUAUGAAAAUCAAUUCCACUUGCAAUGAUAAUACUCAUUAAGAUAUAAAUUAAUAAUAUAAUCUAUGCUACAAAUACAGUAUAUCAAUCUUUAAUAAUUAAGUUGCUUUCUUGGCAUAGAACAAGCCCCAUUUUUGAUAGCCAACUGAACAACGUUUAAUUUUUUUCUCCCAUCCCAAUAUCAAGGCGUCGUAAUCUUCUUGAGUAAAAUGCUAAAAGAAAAAUUAAAUGUAUGGUACACAACUUGAAAUAUGAUAAAUGUACAAUGACAAUAUGCCUAUUAUUUUGGAACAAAUGAUGGGUUUAAGACUUUGAGUGAACAGUACCGGUGCACCAGGGGUGCAGUGAAGGCAUUGUGCUUGGGGGGGGGGGGGGGGUUAUACGCCACACCUUUACUGACAAAGUGGGCAUGGCACACGUGUGGUUAAAUUUUUCAUAAAUAUUUUUCAAUAAUAUUUCAAUGUAAUUCUAAUAUUUGUUAAAUAUAUUUACAUGGUACAUCAAUAUUGUAAAGGUUCUGAACAACUUAAUUAAUGGACAAACAAAAAUUUGGUGACUAAAAUUAUUUUCAAUUUACACUUUGUAACAAACCUGCAGCAGACUUGUAGCAAUGUUGUUUCAACAACUUGUCAACAGGAUGUGUUCGCACUGCUUGUUCCCAGCUUGUUGACAACUUGCUACAAGGUUGUUGAGCUCAACAGACUUGUUACAAGUUGUUCCAACAACUUGGUAUGGUAUCGUCCUGCAAUUCAACAAGUUGUGAGUGACAACCUUGUAGCAACUUGAUAAAGUAUCAACAUUGUUACAACUUGUUGACAAGCUUGCCACAAGCCUGUUGCAAACACAUCUUGUUGACAAAUUGUGAGAUGUCGGUAUUAUACCUUUAGUAAAUUAUCUUUAUUCUGUUCUGUGCGUGCUUUCUCUUUGGACAGCACACUUAUAAACUGUUCUGUUCUGUCUUGAGCAUCCACUUCAACAAAACCAACUUUUUCAAGAAGCUAAAAAAGUUGUUGUUCAAAAUCACUUCAACCCUAUGGUACUGAAGCAUAUUGUAUUUCCUUUCUCCUGGCACUAGAUCAGAACUAAUGACAUUGACAUAAAAGGCCCAUAAACGGUCAUAAAAGAUUAAGAAAACGCUUAUACAGCAUGUUUCAGUUUCCUUUCAAUUGUCCGGGUUUCGAUGGGGGGUCAUUAGGGUCGAUCAUGCAGUCAAGGAUAGCUUUCUUAGAAAAAUAAUGUAAUUCAAUUGAUUACCUCCGAGAGUUUUUCACAAUCUGUAUGAAUCAAACAUAUGAAUUAAGAAGUAGCAAUCAUGUUCUCCACUUCCUCAAACCCAACACUGACGCUUUAAAGCGUAGCUUUAGUUAUAAUGGGGCUGCAGCUUGGAACAAUGUCGAACACAAUAGAAAAUUUUAACUGCAUGUUUUAAAGCUAUUACCAAUAUGGCCAUCUUUUUAAAUUAGUAUAUUAUGUAAUUAUAGAUAAUUCAGAACAAUGGUUGAGAUAAUACUGUGUAUAAAUAUUAGUAAAAAAUAAAAAUACUAUAUAAUUGCAUAUAUAUAUUGUUUUAUAUAUGGCUUUUAUAAUAGUCAGGAAACUCAUUUACAUAUAAGAUAGGUUGACAUGCCAUUUUCAAUUUGUUGUUUAACCCAUUAAGCUGCAGAGCUGCCCCACUGACGAGUAAAAUUGUCUGACAAGUAAAAAAAUAAGUAGGGCGCACUGCGGCUCAAGUUAAAAUAUCAUGAGAUAUAUGGUUGAAGUGAAGACAAAUGGAAGAGUGAGCUAGGUUAUUUCGCUGGCCUCUAGAGUGCCAAAAUGUAACAAAGCAAUUAAUGGUUUACUAAUAUACUAACCCUAUUCCAAAUGUUACAUGCAGUUACAGUAGUAUUAAUCCUAACCCUAACCUAAGUCUAUUCCAAGUUUGUUUCUAAACCAAUCUUGAAGAAAAGAGUUUUGACAAAAUGUCAUUCUGAGGUCAGCAAACUAACCUAAUUCCCCAAGACAAACCUUUCCGUAAGAAGCAGGGUCUAACAAGAAGUAAUUUCUUUGCUUUACAUAAUUCUUGAAUUCUUCAUUGUCUAUAUUUGUACCACAACAGUAGUCUGAGAUGAGAAGCUGGCCACCUGGUUUUAACCAUUUCUAGUCAAGAAAAAACCCAAAAUACCAUAGACUGACACAACCUCGAUAACGUAAUUGGAGUACCGUAAUUGUCAGGUUUUUAAGUAAGCAUCUGUACUGCAUCAGGGCAGCAGAUGUUUAUUAAUAUUUAGAAAUGUUCAAUUAACCAAUACCAAAUUUUACUCUUACAUGAUAAAAAAUAGCAAAAUAUAUGUAUGCACUAGCAUACAUGUACAGUACUGUAUUACCAUUGUCAACAGGGAAAAGAACAGUACAUCUCAGAAUUAGUCAAAAGAAAACUCUUUGUAGGAAUGCAAAGUUUAACCAACCAGACACAAUUUAAACAGUUCCUCCUUUUGUCCAAUAUGCAGGAUAGUGUCUCUGGAAUAAACUACAUCAAACGAAGCUGGCUCAAAAGGUGCCGUUAAUGCAUCCAUGACUUUCAAUUCGACCUUAAAUACAAAAAUAUAUAAUUUAUAUGCAUGCAUGUCUAACAAUUUAAUACUCACUUCCAUUGUGGUCAUGUAAAAUAUAAACGGACGUAGGGAUGAGCUGAGAUACUAAUAAAAGCUGAUUUCCAAUUGUUGAAGAGACAGUUACAGUAACAUAUACCCACCAUUGACUGAUUAAUCCACAAAACCAAUGAUUGGUUUUCAUGAUCAAUGUUUAGUGUCUUACUCAACUCACUAGUUUCAAAUGGGACGUUAUGACUGCAGACGACUUUUCAGGUCGGUUGUGUGAAAUUCUUUUAAUGUUUUCCACCUCAUGACAAGAAUGUACAGAUACCGCUGCUUUAGAGUCCAGACAUUCAGCCUUCGAUUUGUCUUUCUCAUCAAUUUUAAAGUAUUCCCAAACAAUACUUCGAGAAUAAGAAACCAAUAUGACAAGCAUCACAAAACUAAUACUGAAGAUCAAUCAGAAACUGUAACCAUCAAUCGGUGCUGCUGAUGUUUUGCCAAUCAUUGGCUCAUCUAACUUAAACAAAGUCCAAAGCAGGAUUGAUGAACCAUAAAUGCGGCAUAACUAACCUUGUCUUUUAUAUCAGCUUCACUGGCAGCUCUCUCCAAAGCAAUAUUCACCAUGUUGUUUGACAGAUCAAUCCCCAACACAUUCGCACCAAAUUUCUUUAUCAGAAAAUUAAUUUUGUCAAGGUUACACUAGCUCAUACUCAAUCCGUUUUCGUAGCAUUGUUGUACCGUUCACAAGGGAAAAUAGAAUAAUGGUCUAAUUAUCUGAAUACAAAAACGCUACAAAAACAGAUUAGUGUGGACAUAGCACAUAUGUUAUAUUUAUGAAUAUUAUACCUCACAAUGAGCUUGUCCAAUCAGAGAACUAAAUUUGUACCACAUGACCAUGGUAUUUUUCAGCAAGUACUAUGACCUAGGCAACUUGAACCCUGGGUGUUUUACCCGGGGCCAUGGUAUUCAACUUCGAAUACCACGCUUGAGCGGGAAAUUCAACUUUUGACAUUAAAAGUAAAUUGAAUGGUAUUUGUUUUCUACUUAUUUUUGAAAGGUUCGGUAUAAUAUACCAUUUAUAGACCUUUCACUCGGGGUAUUCCACAAAAAAUUACCCUGCGGGAUGAAAUACUCCUCGGGCUUCGCCCUCGGAAUAUUUCAUCCCUCAGGGUAAUUUUUUGUGGAAUACCCCUCGUUUCAGGUCUAUAACUGAUAAUUAUUCAUUUCAAUAUUUCAAAAUACUAGCAUUCAGAGAUGGAAAUCCACUCUGGAUUAGAAAUAGGAUCUUCUGGGUGAGAUCAAGGACACCAUUCCAGCCAGAUGUUCCAAAAUUACCUUAGCCAUAUAAAAUGCACUACCUCCAAUACCACACCCAAUGUCCAGAACUUUUUGAUUUUCCUUCAAAUUUAAUCUGGCCACAAACUCCUAAAAUUAUAAGUUGUUUUUUUACAUGUGUGGUACAACACUGCAAUCUAACAGUAUACUCUGUUGUCACAGGCCAUUGUCAAAUAUACUGGUACAUAUUAAUGGUUAAUAUACUGGUACAUAUUAAUGGUUAAUACACUGGGAGACACAAUACUGCAAGCAUGUUACAAAACAAUUACUGAUUCAUAAGGAAGGUUGGAUCAAUAAUAAGGGAGGGGGGUUCAGAUUGUCCAAGGGGAGUACCCCACAUGAGCACCACUUGCACAAAAUUUUAUGCAACUACAGAAAAUUAACCUGUGGCUAAAUUUAGCACAAACAUAUUCUGCAGGAAUUUUUUAUCUCAGAGGAAGAAAGGUAUUUUUUCCACCCUGCUCAUAUCCUAAUUGCAACAUUGUUGAAAUUCCAGAUCAAAUUAUUGAAAUUUGGAUAGUAUCCCCACUCAGAUGAUCAGUCCGGAUUUUCUUCUCAAGAGUCAAUAUGGGGACCCAAGGGAUAAAUAAUUCACACCUAUACGACCAGGAUGGGAUGGUUAUAUUAAAACUGUGCAUGAAUUAAUGUGCCAGUCACCAGAUCAAUGGCCCAAGGACGAUGGAUGAAUCCUGUUACAAUUAAGACUAUUUAUACAGCAACUGCUAUAUAAACCAGUAAAAGCAAUAUAUGUACGAUACAAACUAAAUUGUAUUUCUUAAUAACUCACCUCAGUAGUAUCAAUACCACCCGUGCUCACAAAUCCAGCACCAAAGACUUUCUCAUAUCGUAAAAUGCCAUUCUUCGUGUAUUGAUUUUCGUCCAAAAAUUUCUGCAGCUGUGCAGAGCUGUCUUGAGCCAUUGUAUAAAUAUAUGGUUAUUAACCUGUCGAAACUAUUGAUGAUUGCUUUGGACUUUGCAAAAUGAAAUCAUGGGAAUUGAAGAAAUUUUUGGGCAAAGUGCAUAUUUUUGUGAAAAUUGAUCUUUUGUUUCAGAUCCAUCACGAGCAACCCACGUGGAAAAUGAACACACUGAUCUUCAAAAUACAUCUGGAGUGUAAUUUAGACGAGAAUAAUUCAAAUUAGGAGGCUGGUGACGAGAUGGUUUCUCAUUUUCUCUUUGUCUUCUACUUUUAUCAGGGACGGAUCUACCGUGGGGGAAAGCAUCCCACCUAGUAGUGGUGUCUAGCACCCCCAUGGAGAGCUAGAAGGCCAGUAUCACCAUAAGAAAUCUGAUUGACCAAACAUUUUCUGCUUUUCGAAUAGCGGAACUUCUACUGUUAGCGCGCGUCGAAUUCUUGAAACGAUUUACUUGAUUUGUGAGCUCACGAGAAAAUACUCAAGAAUGCUUUGGUUAAAUAUCAUAGUUUAUUAAAUAUGCAAACAUGUCAAGGUUGUUAUACAGCCAUAUUUUCAAAUAUACUGUACUUUAACAAGGAAAUUUACUGUGCUGUGCUACAGCAACUGUCCAGUCACGCAUACGUGAUAAAAAGCCAAUAUAAACUUAAUAAACAAAAGAAAUGUAAAACGUAACAGAACGGCGAACAUGCAGAUUCGGCCUUCUCAAAUAAUGGUAAUGUUGGGAUAGUAGCGUUGCAGACUGCAGAGGAGAGUGGGCAGUAAGGCUCCCUCAUGCACCACCCCAUGGAAAACCUGCAUCCGGUCAUCUGUUCCUCAAAUUUAAUUGAGUAAAAAGUGACAGUUUAAUUGAAAUUAGGUUAUACAAUGUCGCUUGCAAUUUUUAAUGUAAAUAAGUUAUUAUAUAUUAAAUUUUUUUUUGAAUAUUUGCAAUUGUGUGAUUGUAGCAUUUUUUCAAAUUUGAUACAGUAUAUCUGUAUAUAGCUUGCGAUACAUCCCGAUAGCAAUGUUCAAAUUCUUCAAUAAUCCUAACUGACAUGUUCUGAUGUUCCGCUUGCAAAAGUAUAUUUAUUUGAAUUAAUAAAAUCUGCCUUUAUCAAAUUAAAAUAGUCAUUUAAGAUAUAAGUUAAUAUAAUCUAUGUACAAAUUAAUACAGUAUAUCAAUCUUUAAUAAUUAAGUUGCUUUCUUGGCGUAGAACAAGCCCCAUUUUAGAUAGCCAACUGAGCAACGUUUUAUACAUCCCCCCCAUUCCAAUAUCAAGGCGUCGUAAUCUUCUUGAGUAAAAUGCUAAAAUUAGAAAAAUGUGAUCAAUGUACAAUGACAAUAUGCCUUUGCAGUGCCGUAGCGAACUCGAUAAUUGGGGGGGGGCUCAUAUUCAUAUAUUCAUAUUCUGCGUUAUUAAUUUCUUUUGAAAUCGAUUGUUUUUAUGGUCUGUGAACAUGAAUAAAUGAGUAUGCCCCCCAAUUAUCGAGCUUGCUACGGCACUGCUUUGAGAACAAAUUAUGGUUUUGAGAUUUCAAGUAAGCAUUAUACAUUGUGAGCCAGGGGUGUAGCAAAGGCUACGUGCUUGGGGGGGGGGGGAACCACACCCAACUUUUGCUGACAAACUGUUACUGGUGUUAUACCUUUAGUAAAUUAUCUUUAUUCUGUUCUGUGCGUGCUUUCGCUUUUGACAUCAAACUUAUACACUGUUCUGUUCUGUCUUGAGCAUCCACCCCAACAAAACCAACUUUUUCAAGAAGCUAAAAAAGUUUUUGUUCAAAAUCACUUCAACCCCACGGUAUUGAAGCAUAUUGAGUUUCCUUUCUCCUGGCCACUAGAGCAAAACUAAUGACAUUGACAUAAAAGGACCAUAAAAGAAAAUGCUUAUACAGCAUGUUUCAAUUUCCUUUCAAUUGUCGUGUUUCGAUGGGGCGGGGGGGGGAAGUCAAAGGUCAGUCAAGGAUGCUUUUCUUAUAGAAAUGAUAAAAAUAAUGAAAGGUACUUCAAUUGCAUCAUCACCUCUGGGCCGAGGAGUUAAUUUUCACAAUCCGUAGGAAUCAAACGUAUCAAUUAAGAAGCAACAAUCAUGCUCUACAUUUCCGCAAAACCAAAACAUUAUAACAGCUAUAACAUUUUGAGUUAUUUGGUCUACAUAUCUUUUAAAAUUUGCUCUCAUUGACUGUUUCAUUAACUUUCAAAAACUAAAAAAUCGCGUCGCGUUGUCGAAUCGCGUCCGGGUGUCCGGGUGUGUCUGGACCUUUAACGAAACUUUUAUUUGUUCCCUU
Molecule: messenger RNA, 10338 nt
Organism: Paramuricea clavata
Lineage: Eukaryota; Metazoa; Cnidaria; Anthozoa; Malacalcyonacea; Plexauridae
Source: the annotation of a GenBank genome assembly